Molecule: messenger RNA, 1259 nt
Organism: Vigna angularis (adzuki bean)
Lineage: Eukaryota; Viridiplantae; Streptophyta; Magnoliopsida; Fabales; Fabaceae
Product: protein transport protein SEC13 homolog B
Exons: 2
Coding region: 167-1072 (301 amino acids)
Biological process (GO): protein import into nucleus; COPII-coated vesicle budding
Cellular component (GO): nuclear pore outer ring; COPII vesicle coat
Molecular function (GO): structural molecule activity; protein binding
Source: RefSeq, a predicted model, not a curated record
UAUAAUAAUAUUUGUCCAUUAAUCUUGGUCUCCAUUCUCAGUUUCUCAGCCUAUUCAUUAGAUCUCAUCUUACACUCACCCGGCCACCCUUACUCGCACCACCCUCCACGGCAGCUCCGGCAACCACCUCUGGUUCCAUUGCUUUCUCUCUCGUUUUCUCAGAAAUAUGCCUUCUCAGAAGGUUGAAACGGGUCACCAAGACACGGUACAUGAUGUUGCGAUGGAUUACUAUGGUAAGAGGCUGGCAACAGCUUCAUCAGAUCACACAAUUAAGAUAAUUGGAGUGAGCAACACGGCCUCUCAGCAUCUAGCAACGUUGACUGGUCACCAAGGACCUGUUUGGCAAGUAGUGUGGGCUCACCCUAAGUUUGGUUCUCUACUUGCAUCUUGUUCCUAUGAUGGCCGUGUCAUUGUAUGGAAGGAGGGUAACCAAAAUGAAUGGACUCAAGCUCACGUGUUUGAUGAGCACAAAUCAUCUGUGAAUUCUAUUGCUUGGGCGCCCCACGAGUUGGGUCUCUGCUUGGCUUGUGGCUCAUCCGAUGGGAAUAUAUCUGUUUUCACUGCAAGAGCGGACGGUGGCUGGGACACUGCAGUGAUUGAUCAGGCUCACCCAGUUGGUGUCACUUCUGUGUCAUGGGCACCAUCAACGGCACCUGGUGCCCUUGUUGGUGCAGGGUUGCUUGAUCCUGUGCAAAAGCUGUGCUCUGGUGGCUGUGAUAAUACUGUGAAGGUAUGGAAGCUCAACAAUGGACUGUGGAAGAUGGACUGCUUCCCUGCUCUUCAUAUGCACACAGAUUGGGUUAGAGAUGUUGCUUGGGCACCCAAUUUAGGGCUACCUAAAUCUACUAUUGCUAGUGCAUCACAGGAUGGUAAAGUGGUUAUAUGGACCGUGGCAAAAGAGGGUGAUCAGUGGGAAGGCAAGGUUUUGAAUGAUUUCAAGACACCUGUUUGGAGGGUGUCAUGGUCACUGACGGGAAACAUACUUGCCGUGGCUGAUGGGAACAACAAUGUGACAUUGUGGAAGGAAGCAGUAGACGGGGAAUGGCAACAGGUGACAACAGUGGAGCCUUAGAAUGUGAUUUGCAGGCCUUGUUUAUUACUUUGAAAAUGGGUAGAAUUUUGUUUUGAAAUAUAGUUGACAUCUUGUUUCCCUGCAUUUUAUACAGUUGAUUAAUUGUGCUUCAUAAUGCGCUUGUUCAUUGAUGUUUGUGAUACAUUGCAUAUUCUGUGAGUGGAAGAAUUAAAUUCAUUAGUUCGAG